Molecule: messenger RNA, 1408 nt
Organism: Haliotis rubra (blacklip abalone)
Lineage: Eukaryota; Metazoa; Mollusca; Gastropoda; Lepetellida; Haliotidae
Product: L-2-hydroxyglutarate dehydrogenase, mitochondrial-like
Exons: 9
Coding region: 16-1401 (461 amino acids)
Molecular function (GO): (S)-2-hydroxy-acid oxidase activity; (S)-2-hydroxyglutarate dehydrogenase activity
Source: RefSeq, a predicted model, not a curated record
GUCAUAUCGGUCAUUAUGGCUGCUUCCAUCGUAAGGGGACGGUUGUUGCAGAGUUCGUGGGCACGAUUAUGCGAAUAUUUCCCGCACUCUAGCAGUUGCAUUUGGCAGACACACAGACAUGCUAGUUCAGGUAGCCAAACCUCAGAGUAUGACGUCAUCAUCGUCGGAGGGGGGAUUGUGGGCAUGGCCACAGCAAGGGAGUUGAAAAUGAGACAUCCUCAACUUUCGUUUGCUGUGGUUGAAAAAGAAAAUAUCUUGGCUGCCCACCAAAGUGGCAACAACAGUGGUGUGGUACAUGCAGGUAUCUAUUAUACCCCCGGGACCCUCAAGGCCAAGUUGUGUGUGGAGGGACUUGAACUUGCGUAUAAGUACUGUGAUGAACAUAAUGUGCCAUACAAGAAAGUUGGCAAGCUGAUUGUGGCUGUAGAGACUGAUGAAAUUCCUCGACUAGACAAACUGUAUGAGCGAGGACUUGAAAACGGUGUCAAGGAUUUGCGAGUGCUUGGACCAGAUGAAAUCAAGGACAUAGAACCCAACUGUGUGGGCCUUAAAGCCAUCCAUUCACCAAAUACUGGCAUUGUAGACUGGGGAGUAGUCACCAGGGAUUAUGGGAAAACAUUUGAGAAACUUGGCGGCCAUGUGUACACAAACUAUGAAGUGACCAAGUUUGAUGUAUCCAGUGAGAGUAGUGAAGGAAGCACUGGUGGCUUGCAGUACCCAGUCACAAUAUCUGGCAAAGGUCCCCAAAAUGCUGCCUUGAGAUGUAAAUAUGUGGUGACGUGUGGUGGUCUGCAGUCUGACAAGCUGGCAGAGAAAUCCGGAUGCAACAGGGAACCAAGGAUUGUGCCUUUCCGAGGAGAAUACCUGGAACUCAUACCUGAGAAAUGUGACCUGGUGCGGGGAAAUAUCUACCCUGUUCCUGAUCCUCGUUUUCCUUUCUUGGGUGUUCACUUCACACCGCGUAUGGAUGGGAAUGUGUGGCUAGGCCCGAAUGCAGUUCUGGCCUUCAAGAGAGAGGGAUAUGGAUACACGGAAAUAAACAUUCCUGAACUAGCAGAUGCUCUUAGCUUCAGAGGCUUAAGGAAACUGGCAUGGCGACAUUUAGGAUAUGGGGUGAAAGAAAUGUAUAAGGGGAUCUAUUACAGGGCCCAGGUCAAACAGCUACAGAGAUUUGUGCCUUCAUUGAAGUUCUCUGAUGUCAUAAGGGGACCAACAGGGGUGAGAGCACAGGGUUUGGACAGAGAGGGGAACCUUAUAGAAGACUUUGUGUUUGACAAGGGUCAAGGAGAUCUUGCUAGCCGCAUCCUCCAUGUACGUAAUGCUCCAUCACCAGCUGCUACCUCAUCCCUUGCCAUUGCCAAGAUGGUGGCCGAUAAGUGUAAGGAGACAUUCAGCUUGUGAUGGGAAA